AUGGCUGGAGGAGAUAAACAAGAUUUAAUUCUGCUCCUGCUGAUAGCGGGCCUGUUGCUUCCCGGUGCCUGUGAGUACGUUGAUUCAUCUGUGGCAGAGGCCGUCGGGGGUUUGCUUACCCUCAUCGGAACACCGCUGAAGGUGACGGCUUUUGUUGGCUGUUGGAAUGAGGGCCAAAAGAUUGUGUUUGCAAGAAUGGGCCUUUGCAGCGGUCGUCAUUUUUUGCGGUACGUUCAGCCGAAAGGUGAAUCACCAGACGUGCAGGCUAUGGACAAUCGCCGGAUCGCCGUGCUUGAUGACGACGUUGAUAAUCACCAGACGAUGGUAGUGGUAGACUUACGCUGCAAUGGAUCGGACCGGCUGCUGGCCAACGCUGGGCAGCGUUUGUACCUCAACUACCGCUGGCUACUGAUGGAUUCUACUCUCAAUACUGUUCCAGUUGCGAUCGACCACUAUCUUGCAGCUUUGAAAGAAUUACCAGUCCUGGUCAGCAGUGAGCUGUUUGUGAUGCUUAAGGAGCACGACAAUUCCAUCCGGUUUGUGCAGGUUUAUAGGAUAAGUCGUCAUGCGGAGUUACUCACAGAAAACUACGCCUUGUGGAACCGAUCAGCAACGGGUGCGGACGGUGGACAGAUGAUUGAUUUACGCACUCAAAAGGUUACCUCGGUAAGACGGAAACAUCUCGACGGUCACUCUCUUCGUGCCUCGAUGGUGAUUACCAACCCGGACACGAUGAACCAUCUGACGGACUAUAAGGAUAAACACAUCGACACCAUCACGAAGGUAAACUACAUCCUGACGAACUAUCUGGCGUCGUACCUUGGUGCUGGGGUUAACUACACGCGGGUAGCAACCUGGGGCUACUACAAUACCACCACCGGCAUGUGGGACGGGAUGAUCGGUGAGCUGGUGCACGAUGUGGCUGAUCUUGGGGCAUCACCACUGUUUUUCACCACCGAUCGCAUUGCGGUGAUCGAGUACCUUGCGAUGACGUCCGAAACACGUUCGAAGUUUAUCUUCCGUUCACCGAAACUGUCCUACACGGAGAAUGUGUUUGUGUUGCCGUUUGAUAAUGUGCGAUCGGUCUGUUUUGAUCCCCUGAUCCGCGGAUUGAUGUUGUGUUUUCGUUUGCAGAAUGUGUGGAUGUGUGUGAUCGCUGUCAUCGUGAUCUCCUCGGUGCUGCUGCUCGUCACGCUUUGGGUGGAAUGGCGCAUUGCAAACGACGAACCAGAGGCACAGUCGGCUAACGACGCCGCCACGAUGGACGCUAAUUUGCGUGAUACACUUCUGAUGAUGUACGGCGCUUCCUGUCAGCAGGGAUCUGCCGUGCUACCACGCAGCUGCUCAGCACGCACGAUCACGAUGCUCACGUUCACGGUGCUGAUGUUUCUGUACGCAAGCUACUCGGCAAACAUCGUCGCCCUGCUGCAGAGUCCCUCGACCAAGAUCCAAACGUUGGAGGAUUUGUUGGCCUCGCGACUGAAGUUCGGUGUGCACGAUACCGUCUUUAAUCGGCAUUACUUUACGCACGCAACCGAACCCACCCGGAAGGCGCUGUACGAGCAGAAGAUUAGGCGACCGUACGGACCGGAUGCGUUCAUCGCGCUGGAACAGGGCGUCGAUCGGAUACGGCACGGACUGUACGCGUUCCAUGUGGAGCAGGGCGUGGGCUAUAAGGUGAUCAGCGAAACGUACCAAGAGGAUGAAAAGUGUGGGCUGCAGGAGAUACAGUAUCUGCAGGUGAUCGAUCCGUACUAUGCGAUCCAGAAGAACUCCUCCUACAAGGAGAUGGUUAAGAUUGGAUUGUUUCGCCUGAACGAGCACGGUAUACAGUACCGGGAGAAUGCUAAACUGUACACGAAGAAGCCCACCUGCUCCGGCGGUGGAGGUAAAUUCGUACCGGUCAGUCUGGUUGACGUGGAACCCGCCGUGUGGAUCAUACUAUGGGGUAGUGGAUUAGCGACGGGAUUUUUCCUUACGGAAUGCUUUUACUGCAGAUGUGUUCGAGGCAAGAUCCGCCAAAUGGUACGCGCCAGACUCCAGAAACAGUGA
Molecule: messenger RNA, 2052 nt
Organism: Anopheles marshallii
Lineage: Eukaryota; Metazoa; Arthropoda; Insecta; Diptera; Culicidae
Product: ionotropic receptor 75a-like
Exons: 5
Coding region: 1-2052 (683 amino acids)
Cellular component (GO): membrane
Molecular function (GO): glutamate-gated receptor activity
Source: RefSeq, a predicted model, not a curated record